AUGGAACAAAAAAAAAAUAAACAAUUCACUUGGGUAAUUGCAGAAAAAGAUGCAACAUUGGAGGAUUUGAAAUCUCUUCUGAUUUCCGAACUUACCCUUCCUGAUGGCACUGAAACUGAAGAUGUCACUAUUUAUAUAAAGAAUAAGCAAGAGAAACAUCUUAUUUCAAAUAAUGAAGAUUUAUUGAGAUAUUUCUGGAGUAAAAUAAGAUUCCAAAAUGAUGAAGCUGAUGUUAAUUUAAUUGUUGAAACUGAAUUGUUUAAUAUUGGAGGGAACAAUUACACAGCUAUUCCCCAAGAAGCUAUAAAACAAUUUUUAAAAAUGUUAUUACAAUGUAAGAUAAUUGCUUUUGUAUCAGUGAUUGGCUCUACUGAAGGAUGCAAUUCUGUAAUCAGUGGAGUUACAGAAGCUAAAAAACAAGAUGACAUAGCUCAAAAUUCAGUUCAACUUCAAUCUGUUAUGCAGGUAAAUAACUUUGGUUAA
Messenger RNA from Entrophospora candida, 483 nucleotides. NCBI's taxonomy places the organism in Eukaryota, Fungi, Glomeromycota, Glomeromycetes, Entrophosporales, Entrophosporaceae. The record is from the annotation of a GenBank genome assembly.